AUGAAUAAAUGUUUUGUUUCUAUUUAUAAAUUCAGAUAUCAUCAUUAUGUUAAAAGGUUUAAAUGUUCAAUUAAUAAUGCAAUUAAUGAUAAAAAAUUAAAAUGGAGAACUACUGAAGAAUCUUAUUGUGAAUAUUUAUUAAGUCCCGAAGAAGAAAAAGAAUUAAGGAAAAAUCACUUAAAUAUUAUAUCAAAUAAUAAUAUAAAUAUAGAUGAUAAUAUAAUAUAUGAAAGUAUAAAAGAUUGUGAGAAAGAUAAUAUUUCUGCUUAUUACUUCAAUUUAAAUUCUAAUUUAAAUAAUCUAAAAAAUAGUAGCAGUAUUAUAUCAUAUUACUUUAAACCUUUGAGUAAUAUCAUAAAAAAAUUUAAGGAAAUACCAGUAAUAAAUUACCUUUAUAAAAAUAUAUUUUUUAAAUAUAGGGUAAAUAUUCAUAUAUUUAUUUCACCAAUAUAUGAAAGAAUAAAUAACGAAAAAUUAUUUUUAAAAUUUAAUUUAAAUAAAAAUGAUGUUCGUGAAAUUAUGUAUUUUUUAUGUAUACAUGUAUGGAUCUAUUGUGUUAAAUUAAAUAUGAUAAAUGAUAAUCAUUUAAAAGUUUUGUUAUUCGAAAAAGUAUGGGAUUAUUACAGAGCAUUAAUUAUGAAAUAUAAAAUUUCAGAAUUUUCUUUUAAUACUUAUUUAAUUAAUAUGCAAGAAUAUUCGUUAGGCUUUUGUGUUGGAUUAGAUGAAUGUAUAAGUAAAAAAUUAUAUGCAGGACAAAUUUAUCACCUUCUUUUUAAUCACAUUUAUAGGGAAAAUAAAAAUUUUAAAAAUUCAAAAGAAUUAACAAAUUUAACUAUUUAUUGUAUAAGAAUGUAUCGUUUUAUUUGUCUUCUUCCUAAAGAGAAUUUUUUACAAGCUAAAUUUACGUGGCCAGAUGUUGAAUAA
Messenger RNA from Plasmodium gallinaceum, 924 nucleotides. Its product is annotated as conserved Plasmodium protein, unknown function. Bases 1 to 924 code for a protein of 307 amino acids. The record is from RefSeq and is a predicted model, not a curated record. NCBI's taxonomy places the organism in Eukaryota, Apicomplexa, Aconoidasida, Haemosporida, Plasmodiidae. The transcript has a single exon.